Linnemannia hyalina is the source of this 438-nucleotide messenger RNA. The record is from the annotation of a GenBank genome assembly. Lineage: Eukaryota; Fungi; Mortierellomycota; Mortierellomycetes; Mortierellales; Mortierellaceae.
AUGUACUCGCCCAGCCGCCCAACCUCGACCAGCCCAAGCACGCCCUCCUCAGGGAGAUCCCACACAGGAACCGCCGCCGCCUCUCGCCAUCAAAGCUUGCUCCACUCAACUCACUCCCAUCAACAGCAACAACAAAAACAACAGCAGCAACAGCAACAGCAACAACAGUUAGCCAUGCCAGGAGAACUUCGCCAGGCGCACCAUCUCCCCCUGGAGCAACUACAACAACCACUUCCUCCACCACCACCAGUGCCACAAUUUCAAACCCUGCCCGUGCUAAACUCCAUCAACCGCGUUUCAAGGACAUAUUACAGCAAGCAUGACCAGGGAGUCGUCUACAUGGCAAGGACACCUGGUGUCAGUCUCCACCGACAGACAGAUAUGCGGAGAGAAUCUUGCGAGAUCAUCGCCGCCAUCGGGAAGCGCAUUGGAUUGUAA